Messenger RNA from Metschnikowia bicuspidata var. bicuspidata NRRL YB-4993, 1313 nucleotides. Its product is annotated as alpha/beta-hydrolase. The coding region runs from base 122 to 1162 and encodes 346 amino acids. NCBI's taxonomy places the organism in Eukaryota, Fungi, Ascomycota, Pichiomycetes, Serinales, Metschnikowiaceae. The transcript has a single exon. Gene Ontology annotation, molecular function: hydrolase activity. The record is from RefSeq and is a predicted model, not a curated record.
AAGUCGCCGAUGCAUGAGAUGCCGCCCGGGCUAAAUUCCGCCGGGCGUCGGAACGCUCCACUACUUAUACCCAGCCACGCCUGUCCUCAAAGGCACUUCGUUUUCUCACCCAAAAAAAAAAAUGGCAUCGACGCAUGAAGCCUUGAACCCCAUCCACCCGGCCGUUUUGGCGAAAAUGGACCCUGUUUUCGUGGCCAUGUACAACGAGCACGUGGCGAAAAUCCCAAACGCUCCCAUCGACCUCCACAAGCUCCGGGCCAACUACUCUAAAAUCUACUCCUACGGCACCGGCGCGUACCCACACAUUGAAAAUGUGUCGGAAAUCUCUUUUUUGUCUUUUGAUGGGGCCCCGGUCAAGUUGCGCAUAUACAGGCCCAACGACGCUGCCGCAGACGACUUCUUGCCGGUCCACAUAGAUUUCCAUGGGGGCGGAGGAGGACUCGGCGACUUGGAAACAGAAAAGCACGUGCUCUGCCACUAUGUGCAGUUGGCCCGUGUUGCCGUGGUCGAUGUCGACUAUCGCCUAGUGCCCGAUUACCCAUAUCCAACGUACAUCCAGGACUGCUUUUGGGCCACCAAGUUUGUAUACGAGAACGCCGCCUCCUUGAACUUCUCGAAAGACCUGAUCUCUGUUGGCGGGGUGUCUGUAGGGGGCAACGUGGCGUUGAUCGUAUCGCACUUGGCACGUGACGCCCAGAUCCCGCUUGUGCUUUGUCUUGCCGGCACGCCUCAGGUCGACGACGUGGAGUCCUAUAAAUCGGCCCAGGACUCGCCGUAUGAGUCAGUACGGGAAUUCGAGUUUGCACCCACUUUGAACUGGUCACGCAUAACGUACUUCGACAAGCUCAAGUGGCAGACGUUGCCGACCGACGCAACCGAACGAGCCCGCCAACUUGAGAAAAUCGGCUGGUUCAAAAACGUCAUGCUUGCGCCGGAUUUCGCCGUCUUGCCCAAAACCGUCGUGGUCACUGCAGGCUGCGAUCCCAUGCGAGACGAGGGCGAGGCCUACGCGGCCAAGUUGAUCAAGACCGGAAACGAAGUGGUGUUCAAGAGAUAUCCAGGGGUGCCCCACCCGUUCAUGCAUAUGGACAGUUAUCUCUGGCAGGCCAGUGACUACAUCCAGUUCACGGCCCAGGAGCUCAAACGGGCACAUGGUCGGUAGACUGGGUAUGGGAGGUAUUUGUUUUUAUGCUCGUAGAUGACCGGCAGUGCAAGCACGUUGUUUGGUUAGAUAUCUUGUUUUAAGCAAAGGACGAGUACGGUCGUAAUCUUGUUCGUAUAGACUCGCAUUAAAUUUUUGAGCCCUAAACCUU